CUAGCUGUAGAACUUUCAUUUCCACCAACCCGCGACCCUGGAAUUAUUCUUGGAAAAGAUGAAAUACCUACAUUAGACAUGCCAGCAGUGUUGGGAUCACAAAUUAUGGGGGAAGGAAGAACAGCCUUUGAUGCUCUGGAAAAAUUUUGCAGCAGUCAUGAACAAACAUAUGCUGAAUUCUUAGAAUCAUUUAUGCACCUCAAAAAAGAGGACCUGAAGAAACAAAAGACAUCUCCUGAAGUUGGCAGCAUUGCAGAUAACAAAUAUAAACUAACUCGGAGGGUAUUGUUGGAAAAUUUGGUCCAGGUCGAAGGAGAGAUGCCCAAGGAUGACAAGAAGGUGGAACAUUACGUUGACGUUGAGGAAAAGGGCAAUGAAAAACAAACUGAACACCAAAGCAACACUGCUCAUUGGAACUGUCAAGAGACCUGUCAAAACUGCCAGAAACAGAUGUCUCAGGGAUCUUCCAAAUGUCAAGAGGAACUGUCAAGCUGCGAAAAGCCCUACCCUUCGAAUUUCAACAAAAAUGUCUGGAGUGCGAGAACAGGCCUAGAAGUACUCCCUGGUGAAAUAGUCGAUGAAACUGCUGCAAAUUAUUCUCAUUAUGAAAGUAAACAUACAUCACUUAACUUCACAGUGAAUCCAAAUGUUGAAAAGGUUAAUGUUCAAACAUAUGACCAGGUAUUGUCAGAUGAAAUCCAGCCUUUCACAUUGGAUGAAGAUUUUGACUAUGACCAUGUCAAUCUCAAGCCUAAAUACACUGAGGCUGAACUUAAAAUGAUUUCUACCUUGUCAAAGCAGAGGUUAGAAAGGGAGGACUUAAUGUAGAAAAACCAAAGGAUUCGACUAUUUCCUGUUGUAUCAACCAGAUUGUCUGACUUUUGGGUGAAAACAGUGCUUUACAUCAAGCAUUAUCUGGAAGGGAGACAUUUUCAGCACACAAAAGACCAGUAUGAGUUGAAAUAAUGCUAUGAAAUAUGAGUAAAUUUCAUUCCUUAUUACUUUUAAAGCAUUAAAAUAGAAAUAUUUCAUAUGAACCUAUGAUAUGCUUGCUAUUAGU
Messenger RNA from Hemiscyllium ocellatum (epaulette shark), 1060 nucleotides. RefSeq names its product intraflagellar transport associated protein (gene iftap). Gene Ontology annotation, cellular component: cytosol; 9+0 non-motile cilium. The record is from RefSeq and is a predicted model, not a curated record. Gene Ontology annotation, molecular function: intraciliary transport particle A binding. The transcript is spliced from 7 exons. Gene Ontology annotation, biological process: acrosome reaction; spermatogenesis. NCBI's taxonomy places the organism in Eukaryota, Metazoa, Chordata, Chondrichthyes, Orectolobiformes, Hemiscylliidae. The coding region runs from base 79 to 828 and encodes 249 amino acids.